This is a messenger RNA of Propithecus coquereli (Coquerel's sifaka), 777 nucleotides long. It is a transcript of the gene MESP1, whose product is annotated as mesoderm posterior basic helix-loop-helix transcription factor 1. The record is from RefSeq and is a predicted model, not a curated record. The transcript has 2 exons. NCBI's taxonomy places the organism in Eukaryota, Metazoa, Chordata, Mammalia, Primates, Indriidae. Gene Ontology annotation, biological process: mesoderm formation; heart morphogenesis; regulation of transcription by RNA polymerase II. Bases 1 to 777 code for a protein of 258 amino acids. Gene Ontology annotation, molecular function: protein dimerization activity; DNA-binding transcription factor activity, RNA polymerase II-specific; RNA polymerase II cis-regulatory region sequence-specific DNA binding. Gene Ontology annotation, cellular component: nucleus.
AUGGCUCAGUCGCCUCCGCAGAGCCUCCUUAGCCACGACCACUGGAUCUUCUCCCAGGGCUGGGGCUGGGCCCACUCGGACUCCACGUCCCCGGCCUCCUCCUCGGACUCGUCGGGUUCGUGCCCCUAUGACAGCUCCCGCGGCCCCUCGCAGCCCGCACCCCCCGCCUGCAGCUCCAGCGCCGCGGAGGCCACUCCACCGGCGCCCCGACGUGCUCGGACCUGGCCGGCUGGCGGGCAGCGGCAGAGCGCCAGCGAGCGCGAGAAGCUGCGCAUGCGCACGCUCGCCCGCGCCCUGCACGAGCUGCGCCGCUUUCUGCCGCCGUCCGUGGCGCCCGCCGGCCAGAGCCUCACCAAGAUCGAGACGCUGCGCCUGGCCAUCCGCUACAUCGGCCACCUGUCGGCCGUGCUGGGCCUCAGCGAGGAGAGCCUGCAGCGCCGGCGCCGGCGGCACAGCGACGCGGCGUGCCCCCGGGGCUGCCCGCUCUGCCCCGACGGCGGUCCCGCGCAGGCGCAGAUGCAGCCGCAGGUGCAGGUGCGCGGCCCGGGCCUGGGCUCAGCUACCCACGCAGGGGCGUCCUGGGGGUCCCCGCCCGCCUGCCCUGAAGCCCAAGUCUUGCCCGAGACGCGCGACCCGCUGGUGCUGCACGCCGAGGCGACACGUCCCGAAGGGCAGGCGAUGGAGCCGAGCCCCUCCUUUCCGCUCUUUUCUGGCGACGUGCUGGCCCUGUUAGAGACCUGGAUGCCCCUCUCACCUCUGGAGUGGCUGCCGGCCUGA